AUGGCUUGGGGUGAUGACGCCCCCGCGGCAAAACUGCCCGAGCCGGGUACCGUUGUGGUUGACUCAGAUAAUCGGGAAGUGAUCCUCUCGGCCAAGAUUCAACACCCGGUGGAUAAACCCUGCAUCGAUGAAUACGGACAACGGGUGCAGGCGUUCGCCGGGUGUGCCACGGCGGCCGGAGGCGAUGCGAAGAUGGCCCCCUACUUCGUGUUUCUCGUCGACGUCGAAACGGAAGAAGUCUUCGACGGGCUGAUGAAACUGGGUUGUCGACCUCGCGUGCAUUACAGCAUUCAAGAGGGUCGACAACGUAGCGGACUGAACGCGGAUACCACUCCCGAUGAUUAUCUGCAGGGCGAUCCGGUGGUGCUUUCCGUGUUUUGGCAAGAUGAAGACGGCAACUGGGUUGAGAAGGCCUACGAGCACUUCGCCACGGAACUGACUACUGCGGGUGAUAAACAAAUCGAGAAGCCGUGGACCCCGCACUUCGAGUUUCACGGCAGCGGCGCGAUCCACAAGUCGGGCACGGGAUGCAUCGCCUGCCCUUGCGACUGCCCGGGCGGGAUCAUCGCUGAUAACCGCUACCCGAUCUACGAUCCCAAACCGACCGUGCGGUUCGAUAUGAGCAAUGCCCCGCCGGAAGGAUCAUCUCCUUUGAAGACAACGUUGCAUGACUUUCUGACGGCAGCGUUCUGCUCGCUGUCGACGAUUGCUUACACAGCGUCGCCCGUCUGCGCAGAGCCGGUCGAAGUGCUCGAGGCACACGACGAGUAUGUCUAUAUGAUCGUCUUCAGUGAAGACGAUCGGCGGAUGGUCACCUCCUCGGGGGACGAUACGGCCAUUGUAUGGGAUAUACAAAGUCGAAAACCUUUGCUUCGUUUGCUUCAUGAAGCAGCCGUGUACGCGGCGGUGAUUACCCCCGACGGCAAGACAAUAGCCACCGCAAGCAGCGAUGGACUGGUAACGCUGUGGAACGCGACUGAGGGCACGAAAUUCAAACAGGUGCAGAAGCACCGCGACGCCGUGUACUGCGUGGCAAUCUCUCCCGAUGGAAAGCUCCUGGCCACAGGCGGUGGGAGUACCGACGGAGGAGAUACUACGUGUCGUCUCUGGAAGAUGCCCGAGCUAGAACUUGUCGCCGAAUUCCCCGGUCACAAACGGCAAGUUUACGGCCUGGCUUUUUCUCCCGACGGUAAACUUCUCGCCACCACCAGUAGCGACAAGACGGUUCGCCUGUGGGAUCUCGCUACUGGGAGCUAUCAAGAAUUGCUCGGGCACACCAGCGAUGUGUAUCGCUGCGAUUUUUCUUCCGACGGAAAGUUGCUCGCAACCGCCAGCGAGGACAAAUCGAUCCGCGUGUGGUCGGUCGAAACUGGUGAGACGCUUCACACUCUGUUCGGGAACAAGCGAGACCCCUUCUAUGCCACGGUGUUCUCUCCCGAUGGUUGUCUCCUGGCGGGGGUGGCCAGCGACCGCAGACUUCGCGUGUGGAAUAUUACCGACUGGCAGCUUCGUUCGGACGAUCGCUACUCCGACGCGGCGUUAUACACGGUGGAAUUCACGCACGAUCACCAUCAUGUUGCCGUAGCAGGGGAAGACGGCAAGGUUUAUCUGAUCGAUACACCCGGCAGUGAAUAG
Cladocopium goreaui is the source of this 1635-nucleotide messenger RNA. The record is from the annotation of a GenBank genome assembly. Lineage: Eukaryota; Dinophyceae; Suessiales; Symbiodiniaceae.